AUGUCGACUCCUUGUGAUGGAGAUUCCUCGGGCUUGAUGUCCUCGUCUCGCUCUUGGAGUCCCCAAUACUGCUGGCACAAAGGUUACGUCCGUGACGCUUCCCCUGCUCCUGCCACCUCCCUUGCCUCGUCGUCCUCCACCAUUAGACCGGACGUCGAUGACCGUCCUGAGUUUGUGGUACUAUUGAACGAGUCAGAGCCACUCCCAUUGACCGAGUUUAGUAAAUUAGCCAAGGACAGCAACAGCGCAAAGUGCUUGGGGACUUAUAUCAAGGCAAGGGAAGGGAAACUGGUUGCCUCCAACAACAAUGGCAACCCCGUAUGCGUCGUGAGCGGAUUGCGAGAAGGCGGUGAAGCGCAGGUGGCUCAGGAUUUGUGGGAAAGUCUAGAUCGCCGCUUAAGCUGGGUCGUGGUGGCGGAAGACUCUCUGUGGAUUGUGGAAUUCGCAGCGGGUAUGGUGCACGAUGGUGUGGCACAAAGCAUCAACACACAACCGGAAAAUCGAAUCGAUGAACUUGGUCUCCGCAUUUUUGCCUUUGUGGGUGCUUCACUUGUCGAAAUAGACCACGCAGACUUUGAUCAAGACAUGGCCCCAGAUGGUCAUGUCAGGUUGGCCCGCGGGCCAGGACAAAUCAUCGGGCAUGCUCGGCUCUUUGUGGAGGUGGGAGACAGCCAAUUAUUGGGCAAUGGCAGCGAUCCCAAAACUUUGUUGGGGAGAACGGCCCAGUGGCUCACCUGCGGGAUUGCCGAAAAUAUCUGUGUUCUCAUUGUGAAGCUCUAUGGCGACGUUGAAGAGGAUCCGUCCUCCGAUGGCAUGACGAUGGCCUUGAUCAAUCGAGAAGGCGUGCAAUGGAUUCGCUCGUGGGGGGACACGUCGAAAGAUGACACUGUGAGCGUUUUCCGUCAAUAUGCGAGGACUUCUGGGUGGCGCAACACGGCGGCACAGCAACCCCAGCCGUCAAGACGGCGGAUGGUUCUCAUUGCCACAUUUCGAUGA
Messenger RNA from Seminavis robusta, 996 nucleotides. Lineage: Eukaryota; Bacillariophyta; Bacillariophyceae; Naviculales; Naviculaceae. The record is from the annotation of a GenBank genome assembly.